GAACGUUGCAGAUUAUAGCAUAAUAAUUAAGAACGUUUCACGUGUCGUCUCGAAGAACGUCAUCGAAUUAGAAGUGGAAUUAACUAAGUGCUAUUUUCUUCGGUAUCCGUUUUCAGUUGUGACAUAAAAAUUGCAGAAAUAAAUCAAGAGCUUAUAUGCUAUACAAGCAAGCUAACGUUAAACUGACAUAAAUUCUCUGGCAACGGAACUUCAUUAGGAUAAACACUCCACAGAGUGGGCCAUCACAAGCGACUGUAAUGAGCGUUUUCUGGCCUGCCAAAGUAUUUCAUUACAUAAAGCAGAAUGGUGUAUGUGGCUGACAGCAUUGUCCCAGCAAGAUUUCUCACACUUAUUGGUCAUUUGACAAUUACACUUUUAAUUUUCUGGGCCAAGGAUGAAAGCAUUAAAGUAUGUCUGCCCCCCGACCAUACACCAGAAGAUUAUGAAUACAAAAAUAAAGAGUUGACUGUAGGUCUCAGUAUUGCCCUAGGUUUGAUAGGGUUUGAGUUCCUUGGCUUUCUGUUUGGAAUAACCAUGUUCAUGCCAAUGGUGGCUAUGAUUUCUAUUUCCUGUCAUGCCAGUGCUUGUGUGCUGCUGGCCUAUUUCAUAUUUGACGAAUGGGACUGCAGAAACUACUGGUGGGUAUUUGGAACAUGCAGUGCAGUUCCUGCACUUACUGAAACCACUGUGAUAUUUACCAUGCUAGCUUUCAGGAAACUGUGAGCUCUUGCAACAGACGCAUGAAACAAUUUGAAUGGUUC
Messenger RNA from Schistocerca americana (American grasshopper), 761 nucleotides. Its product is annotated as transmembrane protein 107-like. Gene Ontology annotation, biological process: non-motile cilium assembly; protein localization to ciliary transition zone. Lineage: Eukaryota; Metazoa; Arthropoda; Insecta; Orthoptera; Acrididae. The transcript has 6 exons. The record is from RefSeq and is a predicted model, not a curated record. Gene Ontology annotation, cellular component: MKS complex. The coding region runs from base 304 to 723 and encodes 139 amino acids.